This is a messenger RNA of Lactuca virosa, 3736 nucleotides long. Lineage: Eukaryota; Viridiplantae; Streptophyta; Magnoliopsida; Asterales; Asteraceae. The record is from the annotation of a GenBank genome assembly.
AUGCAAGAAUGGUGUUAUGUUUCCCAUGUGAGACAAAUCAAAAUCAAGAAAAAUAAAACCUACUUAUCAUGGAAUGAGUUCAUUGUCAUCGAUUUUGCUUCUCCAUUUCCCCUGGGGAAGGUCAAAUCAAGUCAAAGAUUUCGUGUCACACCCUCGCGUUCCUUCCACUUGAGUGUAGGAAAUAUAUCAGUCUACUUUGUGAAUGACAUGCAAAAUCUCAAAUUUCGUGUGGAAAGGGUAUUAUCGGUAUUUGAUAAAACAGGGCAUCCAUCAGUUUUCAGUAUGAUAUUUCAAGACAAUGCUGUGACUGGUCCUUGGAUAACAAAAAAAGCCAAGAUUCUUUCUACUUCAGAUGGGACCACUAGUAGGAAUAAAUCAACAGGAAAAGGCCAUGGGUUUGCAUUUGUAACCACAACCAAGGAUUUAGAAGACUUCAGUACUCAAACACGAGAAGAAAUGGUUUUAACCUCUUCAUUUUUCAUUCAUGCUCGUUUAUCUCCAGUCACCAUCAAUUUAAACAGUUCUUUAUAUCAAAACAUACAUAAUCUUUCACACCAAAUCACCGAUUGGUUAUCACACAUAUCCCCUAAUCAAGUUCCCACUACACAAAAACACUCAUUAUCUCAAUCAUCGAUCUUUCUGGAAUGCAAUCUUGUGGAGAUUUCAGUAGCAACUGAGGGAAUGAAAGACUCGAUUCGGAAUGAACUUCCGGGAUCUUGGUGUAAUCUGAAAUUAAAAGUUGGAAACUUUGAGUUGUUAACUGUGUCAAAUACAGGGGGAAUUCGUGGGGCCAGUUUUCUUUGGGUGGGUCAUGGUGAGGGAGAUCUUUUGGGUUCUACUACAGAAGUUUCUGAUAAAAACUUUGUUCUUAUCUCAUGUGAAAACUCCACAAGGGGACGUGGAAAUGGUGAAGGUUCAAACAUACUGUCUUCUAGGCUUCCAGGGUCUGAUAUCAUACACAUGUGGGACCCACAAAGUUUUAUGAGUCAAGUAUCUAUAAACAUCAGAUGUGCCACUAUAGUUGCCAUAGGUGGUCGUUUGGAUUGGUUUGAUGCUAUCAUAUCUUUUUUCAGCCAGAAUUCAACCGAAAGUGACCAAAAGGAAGAUACAAAUUCUGGCUCUUCUUUUGUUCUUAACUUGAUUGAUAUUGGUUUGAGCUAUGAACCAUACUCAAGUAAUCCUACAUCUCAACAAGAUUCUGAACCUCGUGUUUCUGGUUUUCUAGCAUCAUCAAGUUUGAAACUUUCAAAUGUUUCAUCACCUAAUUCAGUCCAAAAGGAAUAUGAAAUCAAAGGUCAUGAUUUAGGCCUACUGUUAUGUGAAGAAUCUGGUGUUAAGAAUCUUGAAAGAUCUUACAGUGAGCAAAAUCUUCGAAGAUUUAGGUAUGUAAAAGUUGCAGAAGAAACACAUAUUGAAGCUGUUUUAAGAACGAACUGUGUAAAUGGACAUGAAUGGGAAAUGGAAUGUCAUGAAUCCCAUAUUGCUCUAGAAACUUGCCAAGAUUCUACAUCAGGACUUGCUCGUCUUGCUGCUCAAAUCCAGCAGAUUUUUGCUCCUGAUGUUGAAGAAUCAAUUGUUCAUUUGCAAACAAGGUGGGAUGAUUUCCAGAUGUCACAAGAGUGUUACAAAACAAGAAGCUCAAGCCACCAUUCUGCUUCAUCAAGUUCUGAGUUUCAUGAAACGUAUACAGUCAACUUGAUGGAUGAAAUAUCUGAAGGAGCAUUUGACUUGAAUGAAAAUCAUGAAUUUGUGCCACCUGUUAAAGUCCCAUUUCGGGUGUUUGGGUUGGAAGAUACUGGACCGGAGUUCAUAGACGAGUACUUCAACAACCAAAAUCCCAGUGGCAAAACGGUAAUUCUAAAGGAAACUGAAGGGCAAGUUGGAAGUGGAUGGUAUGGCGAUUCACUUUUGACAAUUGUUGAGGAUCAUGUUUUUGGUAAUGGAGAAAAAACGAAAUCCAAACAUUUUGUUGAAAGUGGGCCCUCUAAAAAAGUUAAGGGUCAUGUAGUUUUGAAAAAUAUGGAUGUAAGGUGGACACUCUAUGGUGGGUCCCACUGGCAAUAUACAACCAAUUCUUGCAUGAGGAAUAAAGAUAUAGGCUUAGAGUUUAAGCUUUCAAAGAUGGGGUUUCAAUAUGAUAUGUUCCCUGAUGGUGAAAUAACUGUCUCUAAGCUUUCUGUUUCAAUUCAAGAUCUCUGCCUUGAUGAUGUCAGCAAUCGUGCACCAUGGAGACAGAUUCUGGGGUGUUAUCAAUCAAAAGAUCGCCCUCGGGAAUCGCGUUCUAGGGCUUUGAAAUUUGAUUUAGAAUCUGUUAGACCACAUCCUUCAAUUCCUCUUGAAGAAUAUCGGUUGCAAAUUUCAGUGCUUCCUAUUCGAUUACAUCUUCAUCAAAGCCAACUUGAAUUCUUAAUCAAUUUCUUUGGUGGAAAGAACUCGUCUCCUGAUCAUUCACAAGAAACAUUUGAAAUAGAUUUACCAGAGGAGGCAUUACUUCCUUAUUUCCAGAAAUUUAGCAUAACACCUGUUGUUGUUCGUGUUGACUACAUUCCUUCUCGUGUUGACUUACCUGCUGUAGGCCAUGGGAAAUAUGUGGAACUUGUUAAUCUAUUUCAAUGGAAGGGGGUAGAGUUACAACUGAAAAAUGUUCAAGCUGUUGGUGUUUAUGGGUGGAGCAGUGUAUGUGAGACCAUUAUUGGCCAAUGGUUGGAAGACAUUUCCCAGAAUCAGGUUCACAAACUACUGAAAGGUCUUCCUCCAAUUCGAUCACUAGUUGCAAUUGGUUCAAGUGCUGCAAAAUUAGUUUCUUUACCUGUAAAGAACUAUAAAAAAGAUCGCAGAUUAGUCAAGGGCAUGCAAAGAGGAACAAUUGGGUUCUUGAGGAGUGUCUCACUUGAAGCUAUUGGACUAGGGGCACAUUUGGCAGCAGGGGUACAUGCCAUCCUUCUCCAAGCAGAGGAAAUAAUUUCCACCACCCCACCAACUUCCAUCCCAAGGCCUAUACAAACCAGGGUCAACCCAUAUGGACGACCCAGUCAACCCAAAGAUGCUCGCCAAGGGAUACAACAGGCUUUUGAGACCAUGAGUGAUGGUAUAGGAAGAUCCGCCUCUGCUUUAGUCCAGGCUCCCCUGAAAAAGUACCAACGCGGGGCGGGUGUAGGCUCCGCUUUGUCUACCGCGGUUCAGGCCGCUCCCGGAGCCGCCAUAGCUCCGGCUUCUGCCGCCGCACGUGCAGUCCACUCUGCACUUCUUGGUGUCAGAAAUAGCCUUGAUCCGGAGCAUAAAAAAGAUUCCAUGGAUAAAUACUUAGGCACAACUCAAUCUCAGCCUCUUUAGGAAAAGCCAUCAGAAGUGUGAAACUAUAACAAGAAACAAGAAGACAUAUUUAUUAGCAAGAGGCGAAAACAUGUAUUAGUUUUGGUUUUGCUUAUGGGACAAUAGUGGGGUCAUUGUGAUGUUAGUGACUCCCUGCAAAGGCUCUUGUGUGAAUUUACUCGAGUGCCCUUUGACUGCGGUGGAGAUUGUGUCUUGGAAACGGUGGGUACAAGAGUCAUUUAGGUUUGAUGUGUACAUAAUAGGUGGUGGUGGUGGUGAUGAUGGUGAUAUUCAUUUUAAGUGUGUAUUAGCGCUCUUUUGGGUAGCUUUGUAAAGUUGUAAUUCUAAUGGGGUUUUUGUAGGUAUAUUGUAUUCAUAAGUUUGCACAUUUCAUGAAAAAGCUUGAAGUUGUAUAAAAUUCCAC